GUCACCUAUUGCCACCCACUGCCAUGUCACUGCUGGCACUGAAGACCAAGAACCUGUCAUGGCAGGACCACACGCUGAACAUCGAGGUGAUGUUGGCCCCCCAGGGAUCCACCCUCCUGCUCAACAAACACAAGUCCCUGGACACCAAGCUCCAGCGGGAGAAGGCGGGGUACGAGCGACAGAUGGACGCCUUCGUCAACAACUACCUCGCCGAGAAAAGGCUGAUCGAAAGGCAGCGCGCUAAACUCAUGCACCGACGACGGGAGUUGACCGGGGAAAAAUCGGAAAUACCCGAAGACGAUUUCAACAAAAUUAAGAUCGUCGACGAAGCAGCAAAUAGCGUGGUAUUGGAUGACGAAUGCAGUCUGUGUAAGAACGACUCUGCGGGAAAAUCCGAUUCGGUGUUUUUCCUACCCCCGCAUCCACCGAAGCUGCCUCUAAAACACGUUCCACUUUUUGACGCGCCUGUCCCAGUUUUAAAACCCGGGUUGGAAAAAAUGAAACCUGCGUCGCCAUUCAAAUCACACUCGGCUUCAGCCGCGAGAUCUGCACCAGUAAACCCUCAGCCCCCUAAAACCGAUGCUGGUACUGGUGUUUUUAUAACGAGUGUGCUGGAUCGUAGUUCAAGUGCAAGUUCACACACACUCAGACGAAGAUUCCAAGCUAAAAAUAAUCUCAACUCCACGAAAAGCGCCCACAAAAAUCGUAACGUCAGCUUCUCAGACGCCCGCACACCAGCCGAGACCGAAACCCAAGACUCGCCGAUUUUUGUUCAAAUUAAAGAGAAAACAAUCGAAGAUAAAGUUCGCGAGUUUCUUCACAGUCUAGAAGACUCGGGACCUCAGGCUGGCGCUUCAGGCAGAACCGUGGUUGAUCUUGACCUCUUGAUAAAACGAAAAUCAGCCAAAACUCAACCCCUGGUUGCGGCUAAAUACCGAACCUUGACCCUGGACAGAACACAGCUGGUGAAAGCUUUCGACAAGUACGUGGAGCGGAAGUCGUAUGAUGACCUACUUAAGGCCAUGAAGAUGGCCACCAAGAUGAAGGCCCACAUCCGGCAGGCCAGGAGCACCAGUCUGGUGCCAACAAUGGCGGUCUUCAAAAGCACGAAGACGUUCAUGCAGAUCCUCAAGCGUAAGCAGAGAAUUGACAAGGACGCCUCCAAAGUAUAGAAAUAUAAACGUAACUACAGCAACUCCAUAAAUAGAAACAUAAGUACAGCAUUUCCAUAAAAUAGAGACAAUAACGACAGCACCGAGUAAAGAAAUAUAAAUAAGUAUGCCUAAGUCUUCAAAUGUAAAAAUGAAAAAAAAAAUAUUGAUACAAAAAUAAAGACAACAACAUUAUUUUUUUAACUAGAUUUAAACACUACAGCCUUCAAUAUCUAAAG
This is a messenger RNA of Physella acuta, 1390 nucleotides long. RefSeq lists its product as uncharacterized. Lineage: Eukaryota; Metazoa; Mollusca; Gastropoda; Physidae. The record is from RefSeq and is a predicted model, not a curated record.